Molecule: messenger RNA, 9561 nt
Organism: Myripristis murdjan (pinecone soldierfish)
Lineage: Eukaryota; Metazoa; Chordata; Actinopteri; Holocentriformes; Holocentridae
Gene: crebbpa
Product: CREB binding lysine acetyltransferase a
Exons: 31
Coding region: 829-8286 (2485 amino acids)
Biological process (GO): positive regulation of transcription by RNA polymerase II
Cellular component (GO): transcription regulator complex; nucleus; histone acetyltransferase complex
Molecular function (GO): histone acetyltransferase activity; protein binding; zinc ion binding
Source: RefSeq, a predicted model, not a curated record
GUAUCGAAGGAAUCAACAGCCGCCAUCUUGUCGUGGUUCGGAAUUAGGAUUUCGGUCCAACACUAUUUUUUACUGAGAAAUCGAGCAUCCUUACCUAGAUAUGACAGCCUCUUUCCCCUGAAAACGAAAUCUUAUCGUCGUUUGGGACGUAUUUUGUGAGAAAAACCGGGAAUUGGAUCGGCGUUCGUCGGACAGAAAAGCUCCGUAUAUCUGAUUUCCCCUUCAGAGUGCGGCGCUUCAGCCCCUAUCGCCGUUCGGAGCAGUAUUGUUUACCGUGGGCAAGAGGAGACCGAGACCGUGACUUUCGGACAAUUUUGCAAAAAUACAGCAUUUUUAUGCAAUUGUGUAUUUUUAUGGAGCCUCGCACGAUUUUUGCAUGAAGAAAUUUGACGUCACGCAGAAUGGGUUCUCUGAACACCUAAAAAUAACGACUCUUGCCUGGAAUGCAACAAUCGACCUAAAUAUAUUUGGCUAAUAUUUUGACGUUCGAUUUUUCAUGGGGAAUAUUUUAUUUUGGGUUAUUUAACGAUAAUAAUGUGGGUGUUGGGUGUUGGAUUAUCAUGGGGUGAAUGGCGGUGGCGAAGCGGGGCGCUAUUGCAUCUCUUUUGAAAGACACUGACUCUCACUGCAAGGAGUAGCUAACGCUAACUUAGCUGGUAGCAGGCAAUUAGCUAGCUAUUAGCCAGUUAGCUAACGUUAGCAGGCUGCCAGCUUGCUAAUGUGCUAGCUAACCGGGAAGGUGCAGGUUGGCAGAGCAACUUUUCCUGUCAAAAGAUCAUCAUAUUUAUCAACACUUUGCAAGCAACCAGCUAGAGAAGAUCCACAACCAUGGCUGAAAACCUGCUGGAUGUUGGACCUCCCAACUCAAAGCGACCGAAGCUGAAUUCACCUGCCCUGUCAGCGUCAGAUGGAGCAGAUUUGGGGUUGUCGUGGGAUGAUUUGGAGAAUGACCUUCCAGAUGAGCUGAUCCCUAAUGGAGGAGACGUGGGCAUAAUGGGCGGGAUGCCCUCCAAUGGCGGCUCUGCACCAGGCACCGGUGGGCCGGGUGGCACUGCAGCGGUCCUUGGCGGAGGCGGUGCCACGACCAUCGUCCCAGAUGCAGCCGCCAAGCACAAGCAGCUCUCGGAGCUCCUUCGAGCUGGUAGCACCUCGGGCCUCACUGGCACAGGGCUGAACUCAGCCAGCCCUCAACCAGGUGGCAUGGGGGCUCAGCUGGGCACGCCGCUGGGGAAGAGCCCCUUGGGUCAGGGCUCACCCAACAACCACCCAUCUCCCCAGGCUCAGAAAGCAGGCACACCCACUGGAGUAACGGGGCAGAACAGCAACAACACAGCAGCUAUGGGCUUGAACACAGCAGGCUUCAACCAGGCGAUGAUUAACAAUAGCCAGAGCCAUGCAGGGCUCCUGACCCAGGGAGGGCAGUCCCAGCCGGGGCAGGUGAUGAACGGGGGCCUGGGACCUGGGGCUGGGAGAGGCCGGGGAGCUGGGGUGGCAGGCAUGCAGUACCAGGGAACGAGCAUGCCCGGGACUGCACCGGGCCCUGGAGGAGCAGGGAGCGCACUGGCAGAGACACUCACCCAGGGAGGGCAGCAGAUGGGAGCUCACACCACCCACAAUGCAGCCCAGCAGGCAGGCAACAUGAACAAGAUGGGCCUGGGCAGUAAUGGGGGUCCAUUCGGGAACCAGGCAUACGUUCAGGGUGCAGCGGGUCCAGGCCAGCAGCUGAACCCUCAGCAGCAGCUUCAGAACAAAGCUGCGCUCACCAACAGCCUGCCACCCUUCCCCAGCGAACUCAAGGGGGCCGCAGUCACUAGCGUGCCAAACAUGCAGCCCCAGCAGCAGGCAGGCAUGUUGCCUCUAGCCGGCAGUGGAAGUGUGGCAGUGCCAUCGGCGGGUCCCACGGCUGACCCAGAGAAGCGCAAGCUGAUCCAGCAGCAGCUGGUCCUGCUGCUCCACGCACACAAGUGCCAGCGGCGGGAGCAGGCCAAUGGGGAGGUGAGGGCCUGUGCCCUGCCUCACUGCCGCACCAUGAAGAACGUCCUCAACCACAUGACCCACUGCCAGGCCGGAAAGUCCUGCCAGGUGCCUCACUGUGCAUCGUCCAGACAGAUCAUCUCCCACUGGAAGAAUUGCACACGACAUGACUGUCCCGUCUGCCUGCCGCUGAAGAACGCCAGUGACAAGCGCACACAGCAGCCCAUGCUGAGCUCCCCCAACACAGGCCUCCAGAACCCCAUGUCGUCAGUGGGCGCGGGCCAGCCCAGCGCUCCCACCAUCAACACCUCGGCCCCCAUAGACCCCAGUUCCAUGCAGCGGGCCUACGCAGCACUGGGACUGCCCUACAGCAGCCAGGCCCCAGGGCAGGCCCAGGCACAGCAGGCCCCAGGACCUGGGCAAACCCCUGCUACACAGAAUGCCCAGGCCCAGCAGCAGCUUCCGCAGCAGAUGAGACCCAUCAAUGCACUUGGUAACCAGAUGGCUCUUGGAGGUGCUGCAAUGGGUGUUGCAACGUCAGAACAGACAAACCUGCACACAGACUCCCUUCCCAACACACUCAACGCUAACAAUCAGCUGCUGUCAGAUGGGUCAGCUGUGGGCUCCAUGGGCAACCUGCCCACAGCAGCACCCCUCUCUGCCACAGGUACCAGGAAAGCCUGGCAUGAGCACGUCACUCAGGACCUGCGCAAUCACCUCGUACACAAACUAGUACAAGCCAUAUUCCCCACCCCUGACCCGGCAGCUUUGAAGGACAGACGAAUGGAGAAUCUGGUGGCCUACGCCAGAAAGGUGGAGGGGGACAUGUACGAGUCAGCUAACAGCAGGGAUGAGUACUACCACUUCCUGGCUGAGAAAAUCUAUAAGAUCCAGAAGGAACUGGAGGAAAAGAGGCGUUCACGGCUACAGAAGCAGAUCAUCAACCAGGCCCCCCUGGCCGCCCAGGGGACUCAGCAGCCCGGCCUCCCUCAGCCCAAUGCCCUGGGCCCCAGGCCACAGAAUGGACCUGUGCCUAUGCCCAACGUGCCAAAUCAGAUCAUGAAUCGAAUGCAGGUUUCUCAAGGAAUCAACCAGUUCAACCCCAUGGCUUUGCCCAAUGUCCAGAUGUCCCAGGCACCCAUAGGAGCACGUGCUGCAUCCCCCAUGAACCACCCACAGCAAAUCAACAUGAGCUCUGUCCCAACGAUGGGCAUGUCCCCCUCCAGGAUGCCCCAGGCCCAGGGCAUGAUGGCAACUCACAGUGGAGGCAACAUGACGGGCCAGACGGCUACCCAGGGACAGUUUCUGGCUCAGACCCAAUUCCCACCCGGAUCUGCCACUGUCGCUGCUGCCACGGGUGCCAUGAAUGUUACCGUGGGGCCUGGCAUGGGCCAGCCACCAGCACAGGCUGCAGUCACCCAGCAGCAGCAGCAGCAGCAGCAGCAGCAGAGUGCUAACCUCCCCAUGAAUGCGCUUGGCCCCUCGUUGGGCCCGCAGCUAGCCUCCUCCCAAACCCCCUUGCACUCCACGCCUCCGCCCGCUGCCUCCUCUGCCUCUUCGGCUGGGGGGGCCACUAACCUGCCGCACCCCCAGCCCUCCAGCCGCAGCUCCACCCCCACCCUCCCUGGCCCCGCCCCAGCCCAGGGUGCCACCCCACCCCGCCCCACCCAGCCCCAAACCCAGGCGGAGCUCCCCGCAGCAGCACAGACGCAGCCCCCGCCUCAGCCCCCUACCACGCCGCUAUCUCAACCAGGGGCCAGUCUGGACAACCGGGUGCCCACCCCGGCCUCAGCUGCCAGUGCUGACCUACACUCACAGCAUGCUGGAGCGGACCUGCCUGUCCAGGAGACCAAAGCAGAGCCGCGCCACGACCAGCAGGACUUUGAGGCCAGUGGCGGCAAGACUGAGCCCAAGAUGGAGACCGAAGAUGACUCUGGCUCACUGUCAAUGAAGAAGGAGGAGCCAGAGGAGAAGCAGGAGCCAAUGGAGGUGGAGGAAAAGAAGCCGGAAAUGAAGACAGAACCCAAAGACGAGGAGGAUGGAGGCUGUAACAGCACAACCUCCUCAUCCCCAUCGCAGUCACGGAGGAAAAUUUUUAAGCCUGAGGAGUUGCGCCAAGCUCUGAUGCCCACCCUGGAGUCUCUCUACAGGCAGGACCCAGAGUCACUGCCCUUCAGACAACCGGUAGACCCCAUGCUGCUGGGCAUCCCGGACUAUUUUGACAUUGUGAAGAACCCCAUAGACCUGUCCACAAUAAAACGCAAGCUGGACACAGGCCAAUACCAAGAGCCCUGGCAGUAUGUGGAUGACGUCUGGCUCAUGUUCAACAACGCCUGGCUUUACAAUCGCAAGACGUCCCGCGUCUACAAGUACUGCUCCAAGUUGGCUGAGGUGUUUGAGUCUGAGAUCGACCCCGUCAUGCAGGGCCUGGGCUACUGCUGCGGCAGGAAGUACGAGUUCUCCCCUCAAACCCUGUGUUGCUACGGCAAGCAGCUGUGCACCAUACCCACUGGAGGCACAUACUACAGCUACCAAAACAGAUAUCAUUUCUGCGAGAAGUGCUUCAAUGAGAUCCAGGGGGAGAGUGUGACGCUAGGGGAUGAUCCCGCACAGCCACAGACAAUGAUAUCAAAAGACCAGUUUGAAAGGAAGAAGAAUGAUACACUAGACCCUGAACCAUUUGUUGAAUGUAAAGACUGUGGACGGAAGAUGCACCAGAUAUGUGUCUUACACUACGACGUCAUCUGGCCGUCUGGAUUCGUCUGUGACAAUUGUUUGAAGAAGAGUGGUAAAACACGGAAGGACAACAAGUUCUCUGCAAAACGGCUACAGUCUACACGGUUGGGAAUGUACAUAGAGGAUCGUGUGAAUAAAUACUUGAAGAGGCAGAACCACCCGGAGGCUGGAGAGGUGUUUGUGCGAGUGGUGGCCAGCUCUGACAAAACGGUGGAGGUUAAACCCGGCAUGAAAGCCAGGUUUGUGGACACAGGUGAUAUGCCCGAGGCCUUUCCCUACAGAACCAAAGCACUUUUCGCCUUUGAGGAGAUUGACGGUGUGGACGUGUGCUUCUUUGGCAUGCACGUGCAGGAGUACGGUUCCGACUGUCCUUUCCCCAACACCAGACGGGUCUACAUAUCGUACCUUGACAGUAUUCACUUCUUCAGACCUCGGAUGCUACGGACAGCUGUCUACCACGAGAUCCUUAUUGGUUAUCUAGAAUAUGUCAAGAAACUUGGGUAUGCCCAGGGCCACAUCUGGGCAUGUCCACCCAGUGAAGGGGACGACUACAUCUUCCACUGCCACCCUGCCGACCAGAAGAUCCCCAAGCCUAAGAGGCUGCAGGAGUGGUACAGGAAGAUGCUGGACAAGGCCUUUGCUGAGAGGAUCCUGCAUGAUUACAAGGACAUCUUCAAGCAGGCAACAGAGGACCGCCUGACUAGCGCCAAUGAGCUGCCCUACUUUGAAGGUGACUUCUGGCCCAACGUGCUGGAGGAGAGCAUCAAGGAGCUGGAGCAGGAGGAAGAGGAGAGGAAGAAGGAAGAGAACACCGCUGCCUGUGAAACUCCUGAGGGUACGCCGGGUGACAGCAAAAAUGCCAAGAAAAAGAACAACAAAAAGACCAAUAAAAACAAGAGCAGCGUGAGCCGAGCCAAUAAGAAGAAGCCUGGGAUGCCGAAUGUAGCCAAUGACCUGUCCCAGAAGCUCUAUGCUACCAUGGAGAAGCACAAAGAGGUGUUCUUUGUGAUCCACCUGCACUCUGGGCCCAUGGUCAACACCUUGCCGCCCAUCAUCGACCCGGACCCCCUGCUGACCUGUGACCUGAUGGAUGGCCGCGACGCCUUCCUGACUCUGGCCAGGGACAAACACUGGGAGUUCAGCUCCCUUAGGAGGUGUAAGUGGAGCACCAUGUGCAUGCUGGUUGAGCUGCACAACCAGGGCCAGGACCGCUUCGUUUACACCUGCAAUGAGUGCAAGCACCAUGUGGAGACGCGCUGGCACUGCACCGUCUGUGAGGACUUUGAUCUGUGCAUCAAUUGUUACAACACCAAGGGUCAUGAGCAUCAGAUGGUCAAGUGGGGCCUUGGCCUGGACGACGACAGCAACAGCCAGAGUGGAGAAGCCUCAAAGAGUCCACAGGAGAGCCGGCGCCUAAGUAUCCAGCGCUGCAUCCAGUCUUUAGUCCAUGCCUGCCAGUGCCGCAAUGCCAACUGCUCUCUGCCGUCCUGCCAGAAGAUGAAGAGGGUAGUGCAGCACACCAAGGGCUGCAAGCGCAAGACCAAUGGAGGCUGUCCAGUAUGCAAGCAACUCAUCGCUUUAUGCUGUUACCAUGCCAAGCACUGUCAGGAGAACAAAUGUCCUGUCCCGUUCUGCCUGAACAUCAAGCACAAGCUCCGCCAGCAGCAGCUGCAGCACAGGCUCCAGCAGGCCCAGUUGAUGAGGAGAAGGAUGGCCACCAUGCAAGGCAGAACCAUGCCUCUACCGUCCCCACCAGCUUCAGCUGCCCCCAGCACACCCACUUCCCACCCUCAGCCCAACACCCCCCAGACACCUCAGCAGCCACUCUCCAACCAGCCGCAGACUCCAAACACAGCAGGUGUCAUGUCUCCUUCUUUCCCCAACACACCCCGCAAUGGCCAGCCUCAAGCACCAGUGUCCCAGGGCAAGCCAGGACCCCAGGCCUCCCCUCUACACCAGCAGCAGUCCCCUCUUCCCCAACCACCCCAGCAACCACAGCAGCCCCCGCAGCAGCAGCCUCCCCUGGCUGCAGUCAAGAUGGCGCGGCACAUCGAGAUGAUGGCUCAGGCCCAACAGAACCAGCAGAACUACCGGGUCAACAUGAACGGCCUUCCCAUGAACCCUCAGCAGCCACAGCAGCGCAUGGCCGGACCCAUGCAGCCCCCCAUGCAGAUGGUGCCAGGGCCCCGGGGGCCCCAGGUCAUGCAGCCCGGUAUGGCCCCAGGACAGUGGCCCGGAGCUGGGGGACCCAUGCAGGCCGCCCCAUCUCAACAGCCAGGCCUUCCCCAAGGGCAGUCUCCACAGCAGGCAAUGACCAUGCAGCGAGCCAUGAUGCCCCAAGGGCAGCAGCCGCAGCAGGCCCAGAGGAUGCUGGUACCCCAGCAGCCUGGCGUCCGGCCACAGACACCCCAGAGACCUGGUGCUAUUCCUCCCAACGCCCUCCAGGACCUCCUCCGCACCCUCAAGUCUCCCAGCUCACCGCAGCAGCAGCAGCAAGUCCUCAACAUCCUCAAAUCCAACCCCCAGCUAAUGGCCGCUUUCAUCAAACAACGAACUGCCAAGUACCAUGCCAACCAGCCGCAGCAGCAACAAGCAGGCCAGCAGCAGCAGCAGCCCGGAAUGCCAGCAAUGCAGGCCAUGGCCAUGCAAGGAGGGGCGGUGCAGAGGCCUGGGAUGCCCCCACAGCAGCCACAGCAGCCUCCUACCCAGGGCAUGACCGCAUUAGGGCCCCAAGGGCAGCUGAUGAAUCCAGCUCACAACUCCAACCCGCAGAUCCAAGAGCUCUACCGUCGGCAGCUUUUAAGACAGCAGCAGCAGCAGCAGCAACAACAACAGGGAGUGAUGCCUCAAGGACACCCUGGCCAGUUCCCUCCCCAAGCCCAGGGUACAGCAGCCACUUACUCCCAGCUCCGCAUGCAGCAACAGCAGCAGCAGCAGCAGCUAGCCAUGCAGGCAGGCUCGGGAGCAACCGGGGGACCCAUGGGCCAGCUCCCACCCAUGGCUCAGAUGGGCCAGCCCGGCAUGGGGAUGGACUCACCCCAGAACCUCCUGCACCAACGAAUGCUCCAGCAGCAACAGCAGCAGCAACAGCAGCUUCCCCAGCAGCAGCAGGCCGUCCUGAAACAGCAGAUGGGCUCCCCAGCCCAGCCCAGUCCCAUGAGCCCCCAGACCCACCUGCUGGCUGGCCAGCCCCAGGGUGGAGCCCACCUCCCUGGCCAACCCGCCCUGGCCAACGCCCUCAGCAACCAGGUUCGUUCCCCAGCACCUGUUCAGUCUCCCUGUCCGCCCUCACAACAGCAACCACAGCAGCCGCCACAUUCCAGUCCUUCGCCACAGGUUCAGAACCAGCCCCAGCCCUCGCCCCAGCACCCACCUCCACCACACUCGGGCUCCCCACACCCAGGCCUGGGAGGUCCUCUUUCAGGGUCCAUGGAACAGGGACACAUGGGGACACCAGAACAAAGCGCCAUGCUCCCGCAGCUUAACACACCCAAUAGAGGGGGGCUGAACAGUGACUUAGGGAUGGUGGGAGAUGCUACAGGGGACACUCUGGAGAAGUUUGUGGAGGGAUUGUAGCAUUUCCGCUGGGAACUGAAAAACAGUAUUGCUCCCAGGAACCCAUCCUCCCACUCCUCUUCCUUGUUUCCCCCGGACUCUGUCCUGUUAGAAGGCUUUGUUUGUUCUUUGUAAGGUUGAGAACGCUUUUUGUACUGACAUGUAAAAAGUUUCAACAGUUGUAAAGAGAAAAAAAGACUUUGGGGGGGAGAAAAAAAGUCAACACUUCUAGGGAAUGUAAUAGUUUCCUAAGCCCACGUGAUGGGUAUUUCUUCCUUAAAAUGUUGAGGGAUUUGCAAAUUGCUUCUUAAAUGAAAUUUAAAUCACAAAGAAUAUAUUUUUUGGUUGAGACCAAAUGUGCUCGAUACUUGUUUUAUUUUUGGUUUGUUUUGGUAUGGUUUCAUGCCUUUCUCAUUUCUUUUUUUUAAAGAAAAUUUACAAGACAAUUGCAUUAUAUUAUUCAUACCUUUUUAUUUUGUACCUUUGGAAAAAAACCUUAAAGCAUUUUUGUGUUGAAACUGUAAAAUAAUUUGUCUGGGAAUUGGGCCAGGUUUUCGUUCUCUUCUCAAGUUGUCAUUCCUGGCAGUUGUAAUCUAGUGUUGUACCAUUUUUCAAGACAAUGCGUUCAGGGAUGGAGACCUCUCCCUUCCUCCUUCUGUGUAUGAAGAGCACUCAGUUGUAUUAAAAAAGGAAAUGGACUGCAACAGGUUGUGUACACACGGGCAUGUAUGCAGGCGCACAUGAAGACACUGACACAAACCCUCACAGUCACUGAGAAACACAGUUAUGACCGGUUUCGCAAACAAGGAAAUAAAGACUGCAACCCACAUCUCAGUGGUCUGGAAAUCGGAAAAUCUGUCUUGCAGGUGUAGAAAAUUGUUGACAUUAAAAAGAAUUUGUCAUACCUUUUUGUCAUACAGAUGUUGUAAAGUGUAAAGAGAGUGUGAGAAAAUGACCAGCCCCCUAAGCUGAGAUGGAAUGAUCAAAGGUUGACUGCUUGUUUAUAGGCAAUAUCUCAGAUGACGCCCUAUGCUCUAAGUUUUACACUAAGUCGUGUGCUAUCCAGGUGUAUUUGAGAUUCACCGAGGAAAACUAAGCGUCAUCAACCCUCAUUCCUCUCUCACACAAAAACUUGAAUUAGGGGGAUUUACUUUUUCUCCUAUUGUAAAUCAUGCAAGUUAUUAAGCAAAAUACUAUAAAUAUAAGGAAGAGAGAAUGAAAUCACUGUAUAAAACUGGUUAAAGACUCAUUUCUUACUUAUAUACCAUAUUGUUAAAUAAACUGUGUGCAACAGAA